AUGGGAGUAGCCCCUGAAUCUUAUGGUAGCCUUCUUUCUUCAAUGUUAAUGUCCAAGCUACCAACAAAUCUACAGCUGGUUGUUAGCAGAGUGGUUAAGGAAAACGAAUGGAAUUUGGACAAACUAUUAAAUACCUUGCAGCAAGAGUUAGAAGCCAGGGAGAGAAUUAAGGUACCUGCAACCAACAAGGAUUUUAAGAAAUAUCACGGUUCAGCCUCAGCAUUGAUGGCCGGUAAUAAUCCAAGUUGUACUUACUGCAGGGGGUCCCACCCAUCAAAGGACUGUACAACUGUGACUAGUCCUGCUGCUCGUCAAGAUAUUCUACGGAAGACGGGGAGAUGUUUUGUGUGCCUAAGAAAGGAUCAUAUCAGUCCAAGUUGCAAGUCAACAACACGGUGCUACUCGGGUAAGGGGCGACAUCAUGUUAGCAUAUGUAAGGGUAAGAAGUCACCUCCACCACCUCCUAGGGACCCUCCUGAGGAACAUGGGCAAAGCGGAUCCAACAAGUCAAAGGAAGGUCCUAGUUUGGGAACCCAUCCUGACGCAACUGUCUGUCACACAACCUCAUCGAACUGUGUCCUUCUCCAAACCGCAAGAGCAAAUAUAUAUAACCCAGAUAAUCCUGAUGGUCCCAAGGUCAAAGCGAGACUAAUCCUGGAUGGCGGCAGUCAGUGCUCGUACGUCAGCAGUGCACUGACGGGAACUCUCGGUCUGCAGUCAAAGGGUCAAAGGUCGGUAAACAUAAAAACAUUUGGCUCUAGUGAGACUAAUGCUCAAGUUAUUGAUGUGGUGAAUCUUGGAAUAGAAACUGCCUAUGGAGCAAACACUGAAAUGUUAGCAUUUACUGUGCCAUUAAUUUGUCAGCCAUUAAAGAACCAAUUCGUGUCAAAUGCUAGCAAGACCUACCCUCAUCUCGCCAACCUCAACCUAGCUGAUUACUCAUCUGGGCAACACGAUGCGAAAGUGGAUAUCCUGAUCGGUUCAGAUCAUUACUGGAAGAUCGUGACCGGGAAAACCAGACAAGGAGAUAGUGGUCCAACUGCCAUUCAAACGAGGCUUGGUUGGGUUCUCUCUGGGCCUGUUGGAAACGAACCGCGGCAAUUAACCCACACCAGCAAUCUUGCUACAAUCCACACCCUCAAAUGUGCCUCCGAAGAAGUUGAGUGUAAGAAUGAUGUCCUUGUACAAGAACUGAAGAGAUUUUGGGACUUAGAAACUCUCGGUAUUCAACCACAGUGUGUGUACGAAGAAUUCCUAGAAAGCAUUAAGUAUGAAAAUAAUCAUUAUGUGGUCAAUUUGCCAUGGAAACCUGAUCAUGCUGAACUGCCUGAUAACUAUGAUCUUAGCAAGAAACGUCUAUUAGGGUUGCUGAAGCGACUGCGUAAUGAGCCAGAAGUCCUUAAGGAAUAUGACAAUGUGAUAAGAGAUCAGCUUAACAAAGGAAUCGUGGAGUCUGUGCCCGAACCAAAUGAAGGAGCCGAGAGAGUGCACUAUUUACCUCAUCACGCAGUUAUCCGUCAGGAUAAGGCAACAACCAAAUUGCGAGUAGUGUACGACGCCUCGGCGAAGUCAAGAGGACCUUCGCUUAAUGACUGUCUGUAUAGUGGUCCCUCGCUGACUCAGAACAUUGUUGACAUCAUCCUAGGGUUCCGUGCAUACAAGGUGGCCUUAACGGGAGAUAUCGAGAAGGCCUUUCUCAUGAUUCAUGUAGCAGAGUCUGAUAGGGAUGCAUUGAGAUUUCUGUGGUUCGAUGAUAUACACAGCCCAAACCCUAAGAUUAUCCCACUUCGAUUCACCAGAGUAGUGUUUGGCGUAUCCUCCAGUCCUUUUCUACUAAACGCCACAGUCAAACACCACAUCGAGCAAUACCGGGAAGAUGACCCUAGUUUCGUGGAAGCUGUUCUGAAUUCGAUCUAUGUGGAUGAUCUUAUUUCCGGAGGUGAAAAUGUGGACAAUGCAUUCAAACUCUAUGAAGAUUCAAGGAGCCGAUUGGCAAAGGCUAAAGAACUCCAAGAGCGUAUAUGCCAAACCAACCAACUAGUGACAGUGAACAAUGCAUCUGACGGAAGUAACAUGGCCAGAGCUGAUAGCAACAAGUCCCAGCAGUUGGUUCAGGAGGAGCAGUCAUCUUACACCGGAAGUACGUGGGUCCUCCCCUUCCAGCAAGCGAUGACAAGCAGAAAAUUCUCGGAAUCUUAUGGGAUUCUUACGAGGACAAUCUUAUUAUUGAUAUCAAGGAUGUUACAAAUUUGGCGCAGAUGGUUCAAGCUACGAAGAGAAAUGUGAUCAGUGUUUCUUCCAAGAUUUAUGAUCCUAUGGGAUCCUAUUAUAUCCCCAUUGACAAUCAAUUUCAAGCUGUUGUUUCAAGAACUUUGUCUGGCGAAGGGUGA
Paramuricea clavata is the source of this 2390-nucleotide messenger RNA. Lineage: Eukaryota; Metazoa; Cnidaria; Anthozoa; Malacalcyonacea; Plexauridae. The record is from the annotation of a GenBank genome assembly.